AUGACCGAAUCUGGAUGCUGUUUCCACUAUGAGUGUCAAUGUAUCUGCUAUGGUUGGGGAGACCCUCACUAUGUCACCUUUGAUGGAACAUACUAUGGCUUCCAAGGAAAUUGUUCUUACGUCUUGGUCAAAGAAAUCCUGCCAAAGUACAACUUCAGUGUUGUAAUCGACAAUUACUAUUGUGAUGCCCCAGAUGGGCUUUCCUGUCCUCAGUCUCUGACAAUUUAUUAUCAAUCUUACGAGAUAUUCAUGACCAAGAAGGACGUUGAUGGAGUUUUCACAAGUCUGAUUGAUGUAAACCAGCAACGCAUCAUCCCAGCAUAUGAGACCAAGGACUUCCGCAUCACAGACAACGGAAUUGACACCCUUUUAGUCAUACCAGCAAUUAAUGCCAAGGUGUCUUUCACUGGUCUUAUGUUUAGCAUAUACCUGCCCUGGGACAAGUUCAGUGGCAACACUGAGGGACAGUGUGGGACAUGUGACAACAACCGGACAGAUGACUGUCGCUUGCCAAAUGGGACUAUCGAUUCAUCUUGUCCUGACAUGGCACACCAAUGGCAUGUUGCUGACCACAAUAACAGUCAUUGCACGCCACCACCACCAGAGCCGACACCACCACAACCAACGUGCAGCGAUCCACCUAUUUGUCAUCUCAUUCAAAGCGAGUAA
This is a messenger RNA of Coregonus clupeaformis (lake whitefish), 669 nucleotides long. RefSeq names its product mucin-5AC-like. The record is from RefSeq and is a predicted model, not a curated record. NCBI's taxonomy places the organism in Eukaryota, Metazoa, Chordata, Actinopteri, Salmoniformes, Salmonidae. The transcript has 4 exons. Gene Ontology annotation, cellular component: extracellular matrix. Bases 1 to 669 code for a protein of 222 amino acids.